GCCUUCUACUCAUCAUUCCACGUUUAAUUUCUAACACAAAUUAUUCAUUAAAGUUUUCCACAUUUUUUUUAUUUUCACACUAUUCUCUCUCUCCUCUCUCUUUCUCUGUCUAGCAAUAACAAUGGCAAUCAAAGUCCAUGGCCCUGUUAUGUCACCUGCUGUAAUGAGAGUCAUAGCUACCCUCAAAGAAAAAGAGCUUGAUUUUGAGCUUGUUCCUGUUAAUAUGCAUACUGGUGAUCACAAAAAAGAACCUUUCAUUUCUCUCAAUCCAUUUGGUCAAGUUCCAGCUUUUGAAGAUGGAGAUCUCAAGCUCUUUGAGUCAAGAGCCAUUACUCAAUAUAUAGCACACACAUAUGCAGACAAAGGAAACCAACUAUUAGCCAAUGAGCCCAAAAAAAUGGCAAUAAUGUCAGUAUGGAUGGAAGUAGAAUCAACAAAAUUUGACCCUAUUGGUUCAAAGUUAAGCUUUGAAUUAGCUGUUAAGCCAAUGUUAGGAAUGGUAACAGAUGAUGCAGCAGUGGCAGAAAAUGAAGAAAAAUUGAGCAAAAUUCUUGAUGUGUAUGAAACAAGACUUAAAGAGUCAAAAUAUUUGGGUGGUGAGAGUUUUACAUUAGCAGAUUUACACCAUGCACCUGUUGUGCAUAAUUUAAUGGGGACUAAAGUUAAGAGUUUGUUUGAUGCUAGACCUCAUGUUAAGGCUUGGUCUGCUGAUAUUUUGGCUAGGCCUGCUUGGUCUAAGGCACUUGAGUUGCACAAACAGUAAAACUGAUCUCAACUCGUUUGGGACUGAGGCGUAAUAGUUGUUGUGGCCUAUGAAUCAGCAAGUUAAUAAAAUUUGGGCCGUAGGAAACUGAUUCCAACUUAUUUGGGACUGAGGCGUAAUUGUUGUUGUUAUUGUUGGAAAACUUUUUUUAUUGUGUUUGGUUUGACUGUUAUUGUAUUGUAAACGUUUCGUUUUUUUUUUUUGAAGAAGAAGAAGAAGAAAAAAUCUCCCAUAUCAUCUGUUGUUUUUUGUUACGAUUAUGACUGUUGAAUUACAUGAAAUGACUUUGUGUUUUUUUUUA
Nicotiana attenuata is the source of this 1064-nucleotide messenger RNA. Its product is annotated as glutathione S-transferase. The transcript is spliced from 3 exons. Bases 122 to 763 code for a protein of 213 amino acids. NCBI's taxonomy places the organism in Eukaryota, Viridiplantae, Streptophyta, Magnoliopsida, Solanales, Solanaceae. Gene Ontology annotation, molecular function: glutathione binding; glutathione transferase activity. Gene Ontology annotation, cellular component: cytoplasm. The record is from RefSeq and is a predicted model, not a curated record.